This is a messenger RNA of Paramecium pentaurelia, 417 nucleotides long. The record is from the annotation of a GenBank genome assembly. NCBI's taxonomy places the organism in Eukaryota, Ciliophora, Oligohymenophorea, Peniculida, Parameciidae.
AUGAAAUCCCAAUAUGAAAAACUAUUUCCAAAUUUUAAGCCUCCUUCUAAAUUGGAUUCAGAUAUUAUCUAAAAAGCAAAAUUAUAUAUAGAAUAAAGAUAAAAAAGAAUGUGUUUCACUCCAAGAAAAAUCUGUAAUCAAUAGAAGUGUACAUUAUUAAGUCCAAAAUAAAUUAUAAACAUACCUUCUAUAAUCACAGUCUCAUUAUCAAAUCAGUUAUAAUAUUAAAAACCUUAAAAAAGCUAUGAAAAAACUAAAGUAUCUAUUGCUCAUUCAAGAAAGAGUGUACCAAAACUUAAUAUAGAAACUAUGAAUUUUAGAAAAGCUAAAAUGGUUUUUCAAUAGAGAUUGGAAUUAAGAAGUUAAAAUAAUUCAAAAAAUGAUGUUUCUUUCUUUUCUCCUUGGUCUAAUAGAUGA